UAUCUUGGUCAUAACUUAAGACCACAGCUAAUUAUAUAUAGUGCGAUGUUUGGAAUUUCAUUUGCCUCAUUACAAUCAAACAAAUCUCCCCAUUUUGUCUCAAAACACCUGAUCUCAAAUUAGAGCAAAUUAAUGGCAGCUGAAAAUGGCAGCACCAGAUCCGAAUCCACCACCGCCAUUGCACCACCACCUCGCAAAAUUGCACUGAUCACUGGCAUCACAGGCCAAGACGGCUCUUACCUCACUGAAUUUCUCAUUAACAAAAACUACGAAGUUCAUGGCCUUAUUCGUAGAUCUUCCAGUUUCAAUACCCAACGCAUUAAUCACGUUUACAUCGACCCACAUAACACCUACAAAGCCCGAAUGAAACUCCACUACGCCGAUCUCUCCGACGCUAGUUCUCUCCGCCGUUGGCUCGACAUUAUCCUCCCCGACGAGAUUUAUAACCUCGCGGCUCAGUCCCAUGUUGCCGUGUCUUUUGAGAUCCCGGAUUACACUGCUGACGUGGUUGCCACCGGCGCCCUCCGCCUUCUAGAAGCCGUUCGGUCCCACAUCUCUGCCUCUGGUAGGUCCCACGUGAAAUAUUAUCAAGCCGGGUCAUCUGAGAUGUUCGGAUCUACUCCGCCUCCACAAUCCGAAUCUACUCCGUUUCAUCCUAGAUCUCCUUACGCCGUUUCAAAAUGCGCUGCGCAUUGGUACACAGUGAAUUACCGCGAAGCGUACGGGAUAUUCGCGUGCAAUGGGAUUUUAUUCAAUCACGAGUCGCCACGUCGAGGUGAGAAUUUCGUGACAAGGAAGAUUACUCGGGCUGUAGGGAGAAUUAAAAUUGGGUUACAAAGCAAGGUGUUUUUAGGAAAUUUACAAGCGUCCAGGGACUGGGGUUUUGCUGGAGACUACGUAGAAGCAAUGUGGAUGAUGCUGCAGCAAGAGAAGCCAGAUGAUUAUGUUGUGGCGACUGAAGAGUCGCAUACAGUGGAGGAGUUUCUGGAAGUGGCAUUUGGGUACGUUGGGUUGAAUUGGAAAGAACAUGUGGAGAUUGACAAAAGGUAUUUUAGGCCUUCAGAAGUUGAUAAUUUGAAAGGAGAUGCGAGUAAAGCGAAGAAAGUUUUGGGUUGGAAACCGAAAGUGGGAUUUGAGCAAUUGGUGAAGAUGAUGGUGGAUGAAGAUGUAGAGUUGGCUAAAAGAGAGAAAGUUCUUGUUGAUGCUGGCUAUAUUGAUGCCCAACAGCAACCUUGAUCAAGUGUUGUCCGCUCUUUAUUGUAUUAGAUUUCUUUAAAUAUUUUUGGUUGAUUUUUACCUUUCAUUUUAUGAAAAAGUUCAUUUUAUACCAAUUUGGUUUGAUGAGAUAAUUAUUUUUUCUAUUUUCAUUUUAUCAUUACUUGUUAUUGGUUACGGCAUUUUUGUUCUUUUUUUGCCACUUCUCUUUUUGUUCAUUUUUUUGCCGCUCAAGGCCG
This is a messenger RNA of Nicotiana attenuata, 1454 nucleotides long. Its product is annotated as GDP-mannose 4,6 dehydratase 2. The transcript has a single exon. Bases 133 to 1236 code for a protein of 367 amino acids. Gene Ontology annotation, molecular function: GDP-mannose 4,6-dehydratase activity. Gene Ontology annotation, biological process: GDP-mannose metabolic process. Lineage: Eukaryota; Viridiplantae; Streptophyta; Magnoliopsida; Solanales; Solanaceae. The record is from RefSeq and is a predicted model, not a curated record.